CCCUUUAAAGAAAAAAGAAAAAAGAUAGAAAGAGAGAAUCCGACCGCUGCACUACAUUGAAUAACCGAUUGUAUGGGAAUCCCUCUUCAACCAAUAUACACAUAUCGACACUUGAACGGAGAGAAAUGAAGAAAGAACGUGCAAUUUGUAUAUACAACAAAUAAACACCAGGCGCAUUUUGGGUUUUUCUAGGUAAUAUAACCAAGGUUGUCGUGUGGGCUAUGCGAUUGUGUGAAUUGUAACCAUAUUGGGUCACUGACAUAGGCUAUAGACUUCUCGUUCGCGUGGACUUCAAAAAACGAAGAAAAAGAAGAAACGAUACACAAAAGAAGAGGGAGAAAAUUGGCUGAAACGUGUGAGCCAGUGGAAAGAGUGCACGAUAGGUGUUUUCAGUCUCGUUACGUCUUGGUCGUAGCCUAAUGCUUUGGGGAAGAAAAAAAUUGACGAAUAUUAAGAAGGACAGUACACACAGUGAGGAAGACCGGUAGAAGAAAGAAACAGCAGGGAUUGAUUGACAAAGAUUGACGACAUUAAGGGAGGGAGGAAAGAUGUGUAUUGGAAAUUGAGAAAAAUGUGCUAGUAUUUUGAGGCGAGACACCGCCGCCACUGGGUGAGAGAGACAUAAUUAGGCACACAGCUAGUAGACAAGCCCAGUACUGUUAUUAAUACGUUGCAAUAACAGUUACCACAAUAAUAACAAACAUCCAAUUAACCAGUUUCAUUGCCUAUUAAAUAUUUUAAUUAUCUCGAAAAGAGACGCUACUGAGAACCGAAGAGAAAUUGGAAAAUUUUAUCUUUUCGAUUAUAAAACAAAAAUCAACGUUUUGUUUGCGUGUGUGUGUUGAUGUGCGUGUGUUAUACACGCACACUGUACACAGACACGAACCGAUCCCGACCAAAACCAAACUCCUCCUUCCCCCCUCCUCCCUCCGUUCUCUCUCUCCUCCUCUCCCUCCCCCCGGUCCCUUAUGCUCAGUUCAGUGUGUGUCUCCUCUUUCAAAGGGCGCAAGGGUGGGAACAAGUCGUCCAACAAAGCAUGUUACAGUGCAGACAUGACUUGUCCGCCAGAAAGCGAGAAAAUAGUGAUAAACUGCGGGGGGGUGAGACACGAAACCUACCGCAGUACCCUAAAGACGUUGCCCGGUACCCGCUUAUCGUGGCUCACAGAGCCGGAUGCAUUUAACAACUUCGAUUAUGAUCCCAAAAAUGACGAGUUCUUCUUUGAUCGCCACCCGUCCGUCUUUUCUUUCAUCCUCAACUACUACCGGACUGGAAAGUUGCACUGUCCGAACGAUGUAUGCGGUCCACUGUUCGAAGAAGAGUUGGCGUUUUGGGGCAUCGACGAGACGGACGUUGAGGCGUGCUGCUGGAUGAAUUACCGACAACACAGGGACGCGGAGGAAGCGCUGGACAGUUUUGAGACUCCAGAGCCUGACCCUCCCGAAGAUGACCCCGCACUAGGAGGAGCGGAUGGGGACCUGAAAAGACUGUGUCUGCAAGAGGACGGAAGGAAAGUCGGCUGGUGGCGCGUUUGGCAGCCCAAAAUUUGGGCGCUUUUUGAGGAUCCCUAUUCAUCUAAAUAUGCCCGGUAUGUGGCAUUCGGCUCCCUCCUGUUUAUCCUCAUCUCCAUCUCCACCUUCUGCCUGGAGACGCAUGAGGCCUUCAACACCAUCUACAACAAGACAGAAAAUGUGACGGUGGGCGAUGUCACACGGGAGGAGACUGUCUUCGAGGUGGUCACCGACAGCUGGCUGACCUACGUGGAAGGUGUGUGUGUCAUCUGGUUCACCAUUGAGGUCCUGCUCCGUGUCAUUUUCUGCCCGGACAAGGCUGAGUUCUUCAAGAGCGCCCUCAACAUCAUCGACUUUGUUGCAAUCCUGCCUUUCUACCUGGAGGUGGGGCUGAGUGGCCUUUCCUCCAAGGCGGCUAAGGACGUGCUGGGCUUCCUGCGAGUGGUGCGCUUUGUUCGAAUCCUGAGAAUCUUCAAGCUGACCCGACAUUUUGUGGGUCUGCGCGUCUUGGGCCACACCCUAAGGGCCAGUACCAAUGAAUUCCUUCUCCUCAUCAUCUUCUUAGCCUUAGGUGUCCUGAUCUUUGCCACCAUGAUCUACUAUGCUGAGAGGAUUGGUGCUAACCCAGACGACCCCACUGCCAGUGCCCACACAAACUUCAAGAACAUCCCCAUUGGGUUCUGGUGGGCAGUGGUGACCAUGACAACACUUGGCUAUGGGGAUAUGUAUCCAGUCACAUGGUCAGGGAUGUUGGUGGGAGCGUUGUGUGCUUUAGCUGGUGUGUUGACCAUUGCUAUGCCUGUCCCUGUCAUUGUCAACAACUUUGGGAUGUACUACUCCCUGGCCAUGGCCAAACAGAAGCUGCCCAAAAAGAAGAACAAGCAUAUCCCCAGGGCACCCCAGCCUGGAUCGCCCAACUACUGCAAACCUGAUGCCCUUGCAAUGGCCACUGCCUCACCCCAGAGAAUCCUCGGAAAUGUUUUGGGUGGGCUUGUUGGGUCAGGAAAUGUUGGAGGAGACUGUCCCCUGGCACAAGAAGAAAUUAUUGAAAUCAACAGAGACGCCAAGCAGAAUGGAGAUGCUGCCAAUGCUGCCCUGGCCAAUGAGGACUGCCCGACGAUCGACCAGGUGCUGAGCCCGGAGGAGAAGAGCCCAGCGGCGGGAGGGGGUGGAGUUGGGCGGGAACGCUACCAGCACGAUCGCGCCUGCUUCCUGCUCAGCACCGGCGAGUUCAGGGCCACAGAUGGGAAUGUGAGGAAAGAAGCCGCUGCCGCUAGCCCUGGCCGCCCUAUGGCCGAGGAAUGGUAUAAACCGGAGGGUCAUCUGUUACAUCAAGACCUCAAUGCAAACUCCGCCUCCUCCUGGAUCAAACCAUAACACACAGAGUCCAAUGACUGAAAGGUUCAAAAUGUUGAGUUUCUAAAAUCCUCCUUUUCUCUAAAGAAGAAAGUAUAAGAUUGAUCAGUUGAUCAUGAAUUCACGGAUGGAGCCUCAUUACCAAGAUGUGAGACACAGAUCGAGGGACAGCGAUGAUAGGGACAGAGAAGAAAAUAUGAAUUGUGAAGUCAGAACUGUAACCAAAGCAACCUCAUGGGACUUCUGCAACUCCAGCUUCUGUGGACUUCUGUGGCAACCUGCAAACAAGCGGAGAGAUCCAUGGACACACUCAAAAACCAACAGCGUCCUAAUGCACCACAACACUGCGAAAGCUGAUUCUCACUACCACACCAACUGACUGCUGCGAUGAUUCCCUGAGCAAGUAACGAUACUCAAAUGCAUCAACUGACUAAGUGACUUAAGCCCCAUGACCAAACAUGUAGCAUCUCUGCUAACACACUGUAGCAUUUGUUGGCCGAGAACAGACUGACAGACACCCUUUUAACUGACAGGAUGAAUAGACUGACAUGGAACAACUCACUGAUGCAUGCGUGUCUUAUCUCUGUUCCGUCCUACCCUUAAACCUAUUUGCACGAGAGACUUUAGAACCAACCCUUGCCAUAACAGAUGAAAGUGAGAUACGCACCCCUAUACCUUCCACCGCUGAAAACAGGCAAUAUGGAUUGGAAAAGGAAAAAGGUACCUAGUGUUAGAAAGUGAUAUGGAAAAUGGACACAGAACAAUGAUUUUUCUCUACCACUCAUUUAUUCUGUCGUGAAUCUGCUGGGACUUGACCCUGUGCACUCUCCAUGUUCACUCAUCAUACUGCAUCAACCAACCCUCAGUUUAUUUGAGAAUUAAGCUGCAAAACCCUCCUGGGACUCUUCAAAGAAUCUUCCCUGGUGGAUUCUCAUACAGCUGAGCACAUUUAGACAGAACCAAGACAGGGAUACACCAUCAGCAUUAUUUUGCAAAAGAAAUCAAAGUGCAAUUUCUUUGGUAACAGUAUCCUUAACCACUGGGAAAUGAAUCAACAUCAAAACUGACUUCAGUUGUUCCCCUGGAUUCUAUGCGACUGAGUACCCAUCAUAGCUACACAAUCAUAACAACCAGACUCACUUCUUACUACACUGUGCUCUUCAGUAUGCCUCCCUCCACAUUGCUUUCCACUCUUCAAUACACUUUUUCUCUAUUACUCCUCUCUAUGCAUUACUCCUCACCCUACAUUACUCCUCUCUCUGUAUUACUCCUCUGUCUGCAUUACUCCUCACUCUACAUUUUGCUCCUCUCUCUGCAUUACCCCUCACUCUACAUUUUACUCCUCUCUCUGCAUUACUCCUCACCCUACAUUACUCCUCUGUCUGCAUUACUCUUCUCUAUGCAUUACUCCUUUGUCUGUAUUACUCCUCACCCUACAUUACUCCUCUCUCUGCAUUACUCUUCUCUAUGCAUUACUCCUUUGUCUGUAUUACUCCUCACCCUACAUUUCUCCUCUCUCUGCAUUACUCCUCACCCUACAUUUUACUCCUCUCUCUGAAUUACUCCUCACACUACAUUUUACUCCUCUCUCUGAAUUACUCCUCACACUACAUUUUACUCCUCUCAGAGCAUUACUCCUCACACUACAUUUUACUCCUUACUCUGCAUUACUCUACUUUCUGCAUUACUCCUCUCUCUACAUUACUCCUCUCUGAAUUACUCCUCUCUCUGCAUUACUUUUUACUCUUUUCUCUUCCAUCCUUACACAUUCUGUACUUUCCCCCUCAGAUAAAAUGGACUGUAAAAGAAAAAAAAACAUCUUAUAUUAAGACUUGAUUGCCAUCAAUUAUUUUGUACUUACAAAUUUUCAGACUUUCUAUGACUCCCAUCUCUCCAUUUUACUUGUUAGACAGCCUCAGUUAUAAAAGGCCAAUCAUAUUCAGACUGACCAUGCUUGAUAGUCUAACAAAAAACAAUGAAAUUGCAAUACACUGGCAUCUAUGAUAAACAAAGAUUAAAUAUAUUUCAUGAUGUAAUUGGGGGUGUUCAGACUAAACCCAAAGACUGAUGGGUAUCCCAAUUGUACCAAAGCUGUAACAAUGGUUCUGAAAAGUAAGAGCAAGGUCUUGGCUAAGGUGAUGGGGAAUGGAACUUUGUGUCAUUUUAAACUUAUUUUUCUACCCCAAAUUAAUAAUUGUACAUUCUUACAGAAGAGAUUUCCAUGGUAACAUUUCCCACACCAUUACCAGUCUUCCAUUAGUUACCAUUAUUUUUAUAAAAACAAUUAUAUAUGAUAUAAGAAGAUAUACUAAAUGUGGUACUAUAUAUAUAUAUAUAUAUAUAUAUAUAUAUAUAUAUAUAUAUAUAUAUAUAUCCCUAGUCUGAAAUAGCCCCCUACACUGUGAAUUCAUUGACAGUAAGUUCAUUAACAGACACUUAUUCAGUCAAGUAUACUGCCUAGAUGUUGGACCUAAGCGUGUGUUGGGAAUAGAAUAAAAAAAACCCAACAUGUGACCGGAUCCUAAUUUUUAAACCACAUUGGUUUUGAGAGCUAUAUGGAAGAAUAAACAAUGCACUCACCUGAGCCAAUUUAUCAUCCAUAAAUAGAUUGGAUAAGGUCCUGUGCAAGAUCACUAGAGUCUCACACAUCCCAAUCCCAAAGCCUUACCACAUAACCUACUAAACAAAAUGGACCAGGAGGCUCCCCAUGGAGCCAGCUUAUAUCAUCCGUGGAAGCAAAUUAGCUCAUCCACCUUCACAUUUUGACAUAACCCAGCAAUGCCCUGACCAUGAUACAAGUAGCACUCAACUUUGUACUUCGAAUUGUGUGAUGAUCAGAGUCAUCCAAUCACCUAGCUAAGCCCAUUGUCAUUAAAGGUGCCCAAUGACAACCUUCUCACAGCCAACACAAAAACCAAUCAAAGGGCCCCAGCUUCUUCAGUGGUUCCUUUUUGAAGGCAGUACAUUGAGCCAGUAUGACAUUGUAUCUCACCUGUCCAAAAUAAUUAUCAAAUGUACUUUUUAGUCAUAUACCCAGGAUCAGCCUUAAGCCAGCAACCUGGAUAAUUUAGCUAAACCAUCCGUUGUGUUAUAUUUUGUCACAAUCUAUUUUAAAUCAGUAAUCCAAUCAAACCAAGCAAACAAAAAGCAUCAAUCCACUGAAUCAACUGUCAACAAAGAUCAACUCCACCACCUCUUUGGUGAAGAAACUGAAUAAUCCAUGUGGAGCUAAUUAUCCUGCUGCUAAAUGGAAUUUAUGCAUUGUUUGAAAUACUCAACAAAAAAAACCCACAUUUACUGCCCAUAAUCUCAAACAAAUUAGGUUCUUGUACCAUGAGCAUGUGAUUAACUGAAUGAACUGAGGAGAAUAAAUAGGGGACAGACAUUUCUUUCAAGGUAACAGCAAUUCAAUGGAACAUAUAUACCAACCUUGUAAUAUGUCUGCGUACAGUAAGACGGACUCACAUUCGUAUACUGAUACUGGUCACCAGCUGAAAGACCUGCUCUGCUCUCUGCUCUCUGAAUGAGAAGAAGUGUGCAUUGACCUUGACAGAGAAAGACAGAGAUUGGGCUCUAGAGACAAAGCGCACUAUCUCCCACUAAAAGCACUGAGGUUGGCUCUGGAGAAAUAGACACUUUAUGAGGACACUUUAAGUCAUAUCAAAUAAAUUCAGGUUGUGAGUACUCCUCUGCAUUGCUGUUUUUGCAAGGGAUAGAAAGCAGUGACAAAACAGUGUGGAUGGACACACUGCUCUCUCUCUCUCUCUCUCUCUCUCUCCCUCUCUCUCUCUCUCUCUCUCUCUCUCCCUCUCUCUCUCUCUCUCUCUCUCUCCCCCCCCUUUUACUCUGUUCAAUGUUUCUUUGUGUGACCUCUGUACAGCAUUGCAUGGCAUGAGAAGAAGAAGAGAGAAUGAGCAAGAGAAAAGGAUGGAGUGAAAGAAGAAUUACGAAUGCCAGUGAACAUAUAUAAAACAUAUAUAAAAUCAAAUAUAUUUGGGGGAACACCUACACGUGGGUACUAAGAAUUAAAUGGUUUUUAAUGCAAUGCAAAAUUCCUGAUGUCCUACCUACCAAGCUUACCUGGCUGCCAACAUCUACAAUUAUAAUUAAAAUUGUACUGGAAGUGCUUCAUUGCAGAGAUAACAAAAACAGAAUGGAUUCAAGUACUACAACGGUGAUGACGUUGGUAAACAGUUGUCUUCUGCAUCAAAAAUGGAAUAUUCAGGACUGGCAAAUGAAAGGGAGAUAAAAAAAGGCAUUGCAACUCUGAAAGGACAGAAUGAACACAAAAAAACAAGAGAGAGAUGAACAAUUUCAUAGACAAAAACAGACAAAUCAAAAAAAAGAAGAAAAUGCAUUUUUGUUACUUUGUUUACCAGCAUGACUAUUCUGCAUGACUUUACUUCUACAAGCCCUUACUUGAAGAUGAAGGGGCUGGGAAUUCAAAAAAGAACAAACUGAAGAAUAAAACAGAGAAAAAAACAAUAUGUUAUAUGCAACUAAAAGGGGGGCUGAAAACAGGACUAUAUUAAAAAAAGAGGAUCUAUAUUUUGUUUUUGAUUAAUAAAAAGGUGAAUAAAUAAAAAAAUAUCUAGGAUUGCAAGAUACACAUCGAACUGUUUUAUUAGAUAUAUGAUACAAUCCCACAAAAUCUGUGUACACUGCAAUUAACUUUUCUUGCUCCAUGUACCACUACUAUCUCUUUACCUUCUAUUUCUCUCACUCUAUGAUGGCUACUUGUUUUCUGAAUUCUCUGCUCCCAUCACUGGUAUUUUUAAACAUUGUUGCUAUCAUGAUAUCAAUAGAUCGACUGUCCUUUUAUUGGGUUCAUAACAUUCUUUUUCCUUUUUUUCUGUACAACCCAUCAGAGGUUCCGAGGACAGUACUUCCCCAAGAGCACAUUCCAAAGAAGAGUGGCAGUACUUUUGAUUUUCAAAUAGUUUUCCUCCGUACAGUGUCCUGCAGCUUUGCUAUAGAUGUCUAUCUGAAUUGGCAAUAAUAAUCUGAGAUAUUAUGAUAAGGGGCAAGUUAGUUGUUUUCCAUUUAACCAGAAAUCUGAUCAAAUGUCUUUACGGGUGCCCUUGAAUGGAAUCACAUUUGGACUUGUUCUUGGGAAAGUAGCCUGAUGUUUUGUCAUUUGGUGUAGACAACAUAGUACAGUGGUUUCAGUUGAAAAGGGCUGUAUCUGGUAUUACAAUGCAAAGCAAUGUUUGUUCAAUGAAGACAUCUGAUUUAUUUUACGUGUCUGACAAAAAAAUAACAUAUUUAACUAACAUAAAAAAUAUAUUUAUUUUUUUCAUGUUCAUUACUUCUCUGCAAGCAAAAACAGAAGACAAAACAAUAAUGGGUGUAAAGGACUAAGGUGUAUUGCUGUUGGCGCCAUUCACAGAUGUUGAAAAUAGUGUUUGUUUUAAUGAAAGCAGAGUUGCGGGGGGAAGUCAGUGGCAAUCUGGAAUUCAACUAAAAUGUUACCUCUACAGUGCAUGCACACACCAGCCGCUACCCCUCUUGAGUGUCAAAUCUAAAAGCAUAGCGAGAUGGAAAGGAUGAAUUUAAUACUUUGCAUUUGUUUAUUACAUUUGAGAGUAAGCUUGCCAAGUUUAUGGACAAAUGUUAGCAAAAAUAUAUGGAUUGUAUUCUUGGCCCACUGCCACCACUCUCCCAUGUGUAGCUCAAUAAGAUAUACUCAUCCUAUACAUACAAUAGCAUUCAAAAUUAUUUGCACCCUUGGCAACAAUAAGAAAAAAAGACUAUAAAAUAAACAAUGCAAGUAAUGACCUAUCCAUUUUGCUAAAAAAAAAAAUCUGUUAUUUCAUUUGGAACAGAUAGGUAUGGUUAGAUGAGACCAAAAUUAGGCUUUUUUGGUCACACCAUGCAGAUCUAAUCUCCCACAUAGACCAUGUUAUUUUCCAGAUAUUCUACCACACCCACCCCACCCCACCCCUACUCCCCCUGCUUACUGUGUCGUUUUGAAAUGUGCGCGAAGAAAUAGUAACAAAGUUUACACUGUGUAAAUGUUGAUGAAAUUUUUGCUUCAGGGAUAUGAAUUCUCAGUGAUGAGAAAUAUGAAAGGGUCUAGUUGUUUUGAAACAUUCAUGUCCAUAUUGUGCAGUUAGGUCAUGUGCAAAUAUAUUUUAAUAAGCUAUAAUCAUAAUAUUUCCCCAAACACUGCUUAGAGUGAACAAGGUGUACAAGGCCUUCCCUUUGGAGAUCUUAUCACAACUAGUAUUUUAGCUGAGAUGUCAAGGGUGGAAAUAUACCAUAACAGAAGGUUUCCCUGCCAGUAAACCGAACUCUAUAAUUUGUCUACACCUUAUCCUUGCCUGUAUGCACUUCUAUGUCAAAUAUUAACAGUUGUCCUGCUAAUGGGGAAAUGUUCGUAGUUAGAACAUGGGAGAAGUCUUUGAAUGGUCAGUGGCUGUAAUUAGGAUUUUAUCAUGUUAUGCUGUUCCACAGACCUUAAAACAUCUAUUUUGACUUGAAGAGUGGGGCCCAAGGCAAAGUGCACCCUCAGCCUGUUUUGUUCGGUGUGUUAAAGGCCCAGAGCCACUUGAUCUACAGUUACAGCUGUAGACACCUCCCGGAGCAAGUCUUCAAAUCAGCCCAGGCCCCUGUGCUGUCUCCCUUAGGCCUGCAAGGCUCAGAAGACUCAGUCAUUGACAGAGACGGAAGUGGCCCAGGCUGUUGCAGGCAUAUGACUUGCCAUCCCAAGAUAUAAAGGACAGUGUCACUCAUCACAGUAAGAGCUCCACCAAGUGGUAUGAUUUAGGUGUCAUGCCAGAAUGGGAAGCUCUUUAAUAAAUAAAACAAUAAAUGGAUAAAUAACAACUAGGCCGGGUUCAUUUAUCCAUUUAUUUGUUAUGUGUUCAUUCCAUUUGAGUUCUGUCUCUUAGCACCCUUGCCAAAUGUGUUCAUUUGUCCAUUUAUGAUUUAUGUUUCUUUGUUAUUAAAUACAGAAUUCCACAGUUAUUGUAGAAGGCACUGACCCACUUUUACAAGAGUCACGCAGAUUAACAUUUAGUUCACAGGAAGAAUCUUGAAUCUUGAAUAUAUUCCUGAGUCAAAAAUAUCUAUUCAAUUCAAUUUUCAAUUAAAAUUAAUUUGUGUAGCACUUAAAGAGACACUGUCACAGACACACACAAAAAACAGGAAAUUUGAAAAUUGGGAAAGACCAGACUGAAGUUCUACUGUGUCAUUGAACAAAAGACUUCAUUUAUAACCCCCAAAGAAUUCCAGUUGAUUAAAAAUUAUGCAUUAAAAUAUGUUGGCAUUAAAAUGCACCUCUUGUACAAGAUUCCUUGCAUAUAUAACACCCAACCUGAAAUAAUCAAUAGCCAUACUGAUUCACAUCUCCCAAUCUGUAAACAAAGCUAUGCAUGUUCAGUUGGUCCUGGGCUCCUAUCCAGAAUUGAAUUGGUGGUAUAAAAUGACAUGAUUUAAUAUUGGAAAUAAUUUGUUAUAACAUUUAUAUAAAGGGAAAAGAGCAGGAUACUACUAGGUACUGUGGCAACUUGAAUGUUUAUUUUUAUUUUUUUAUUUUUUUUGGGCGGGGGGGUUAUUGGCAAUCAGUCAUUUGAAAUGCAAAGGGAAAUUCAGAUACUACUACUACUACUACUAAUAAUAAUUAUAAUAAUAAUAAUAAUAAUAAUAAUAAUAACAAUAAUUGGGGUUAAAGUCACUGGGGUUGGGCCCAGGUGUUUGAAGGAAAUACAUGAUAGUUUCAGUUAUACCUACCCGUCAAUUAUAAAUACAGGGUAAAAUGUUCUAUUAACUAGAUCUCUGACCAUUGUACACCUGUUUGUAGCAUUAGAAUUUACAAAUGAUCAGGCAAAGGUAUGGGUAUAGAAUAAUACUGAGCAUAGCAACCAUGUCAUUGACAGACCUUCAGGUUUUUCUAGUGACUUUUUUAGGAAGAUUUACAUUACAUGUAGAUCUUGUCUUCACUGUCCAAAGAAACAUAUGACCGGGGAAAGUUGGUAGUGCCUUUUGUGGGACAUGUUUUAGCUGGCCAACAGACUGCCAAAUUGGUUUCAUUUGCUGUAUUCGUAGUUGCAUUUGUAGAGUGAUGAGGAGCAAAGAUGGAUCACAAGUCCAGUACUGCAGUCCAUCACAGGCCAGAAGCACAGCAGGCCUUCAUACCUUUCUCCCAGAAGCCCACAUGUAACAAAAACAUUUUUUUUAAAUCAAGCAGCAUUUGUAGCAUGGGUGUAAGACUAAAGGUUCAGUAUACUAAGAUUUUUUUGUAGUAUUUUUCCAGUCUUUAUCUUUUCUUUCCACUAAUGUCUUACUUUUUCAACAAUUAACAUCUUUGUGUGUACACUUUUCUUCUUUUCCUUUAAUUAUAAAGUAUAACCCAAUCCAGCUUAUUGCCAGACACCUUGCAAGGGCGCUUCACGCUGACUGGUCAAUUUGGAGAGAUAAUGUCAUUUUGAUGAGCAGGCAAACGGACAAGUGCUAAAUAUGGGUGUCUGUGGGAGUGUGAUGCUGUUCAUGUAGCCUCUCAGCCCGUUUCAAGAAGGGAGAGAGAUUUCCUUUGAGGAUGGUAGAGCCAGUGGCUGCUUUAAAAAAAGAGCAUGGUAUUCAGCUGACCAAAUCCAAGCUUAAUUUAUGUAACAUCAUUGCUUUAAAUAGACUAAUUAGCACUGUUUUUGGUAAUAACCUGGACUAGGUUAUGUCUCAUUUCCUGUUGUCAUAUGUUUUAAUUUUAUCUGUAUUUUUAUCAUUGUACUGAUCUGCAAUCCUUCUACCUUUCUUUCAUUAUUUAUUUUCUUCUCAAACUCUCUUCUCUCUUUCCUUAACAUACUUAAAGUUUGGCACAAAAUGUUCAGUGGAAGACUCAUUUGAUGUAGCACACACUCACACAUACAUAUGCAUGCACACACAUGCUAACACUCAAACACAAGCAUAUAAACACAUGGUUGUGGAAAGAAAGGUGAGAGAGAUGUUGGGGAAUAGGAUGGCAUUCGUAUAAAAUGACAGAAUAAAAUGGGACAGAGAAAGAGAGAGAGAAACAAGGAAAGACAUGAGGAAUUCACACUGCCCAAAACCAGUUUUGUAGAAAACUGCACAGUCCUGGUUAAAUGUAAAAAUAGCCUGUCCUAUGGAUUAAAUGGUGGUUCCACUGUCAGAGCAAUAAUUAGCUAGUUAAAACCCUGCCCAGCUUUUCUGCAGCAGAUUUUUUCACUGGAUUUCUUUUUUUUUUUUUUUGGUCCCAAUGUUUAUUUAGGGGCACUCUCAUCCAUAUACACAAACUGAAUAGGUAUUGCAUCCAUCUGGAUACUGUGCUUGAUUUUGAAUGAAUUGCAAGACUGCAAGUUUUGUCAUUGAAUAUGUAUCUAUGCAGGAUCGUGCUGUACAUAGGACUGAGACUGGACCAGACUUUAGCUGAAGCUCAUUGAAGGCAAAACCCCCUUGAAAAUAAUGUCAGUAGCAUCAGCUAGUAUCUUUACUUGAAGUCAAACACAGAACAUAUCAGGGGAGUUGGUUUUAGAAUUUGCUGGUAAUUAGUGCUAUUUUCUCUCUCUCUUUUUUCUACCUAACAUUCCUCUCUCCAAGCCCACAUUUUUCAUGUGCCUCUCUUUUUCUCCCUCCUUCACCAGUAAGGUAUUUUUGUAUCUCUUGCUCUCACUUUUUUUCCCACAUAUUGUUAUAAUGUUGAAUAACGCAUGUCAAAAAAAUGAAAAGCCAGAAUGAAGUAAUUCUUUUUCACUCUUUUUCUGUGUUGAUCUUGUUCUCUAUUGCAAUGAUGAUGAAAGGUCAUGUCUUAGAAACAGUACAUGUACUUAUUUUAGCUUACUGUUAUUGUGUAUUGUUUGGGUCAUAAUCAUUGCAGUUGAUAUUAUUAUCAUCAUUGUCAUUAUUUAUGAAUCAUCAUUUUGUGGUUUUGUUCUGUUUUGGUUUUCUUAGUCAUCUUGCUGUAUAUGUAGAAGCACACUUUGGUGACCUUUGUUUAAAGAUACUUCAUUACACCACUAUAAAAUAGAAUAUAUUAGAAAUGAUUAUAAUUAUUAUAUUAUUCACAUCAGCAGUAUUAUAUGCUAUUUGCUUUGUGAGAACAAAUAUUAAUGUGAGUACAGAUAUCCCAGGCUUAUUGUGUGAGCCUGAUACAGAGUUAACUAAUUCUUCUUGAAUACCUACAUUUCUUAAGACAGAGGGCAAGUACUAAACUGAUGUUGCCCAAUGGUUCAGUUUCAUGAACCAGUUGAAUGUGAAUUUUACUUUCAAAAUGUGGGAUUUAACAAACUGGUUUUCUAGACAAAUGGAUGCUUUCCUGUAUGUCUGAUAUAUAUUAUAUACAGUAUAUAUAUAUAUAUAUAUAUAUAUAUAUAUAUAUAUGUGUGUGUGUGUGUGUGUGUGUGGGUGUGUGUAUAUAUACAUAUAUAUAUAUAUAUAUAUAUAUAUAUAUGUCAGCAACAUUGCAACAUGUGGAUUGUUAGUGUGUUCAUCCUCAUCAUGUGCCUGUAGUCCUGGUUCUUGUUCACCUUACCCUGUAUCUCGUAGGUAGAUGAUAUACACACAUAGCUCGGGAGCCUGGAACAGUCUCCAAUUCAAAAUGAAAUUUCAUGUGCAUGAUCACAAAGGCAAAUUUUAAAACAUUAUAUUCUCCCUUUUGAAUUUUGUUUUCAUAGCGUGUGUGUAUGUCAAUCUAGUUAUUUAAGUUUGUUUUAAUUUAUAUACUUGAAGUGAUGAUAAACUCUGCAUUCCCACUCCUGGUAUUGUACUUAUGUGUUUUCCAUUGCAGAUAUUACUGAUAAUGAUGAUAAUGAUCACAGAUAAUUACAAUUUUUAAUUAAUUUCUAUGCUGUUAACUUUAUGCAGAAUACAUGAGCAACUUAACAGGAAAUAUGUGUGUUGGUGUGUGCAUAUAUCAUUGCAAUUGCAAAGGUCACUCACAAACUUAAACACACACUUUGCUUAGUAGCUUAGCAAAAAAACUCUCACAAACACCAACAUACACACUGUAAACACAUAGAGGUGUGUAGUAAGUACACACUAUGCUACAACCCUGGAAAAAACAUGGAAGGGGGAGAAAAGGGGGUCACAGGAACACACGGGAUUGUCUGACGUUGGACUUUUAAAAUGUCAAAACAAUUUAAAAAGGAUCAGCUGUAUAAAAUAUAUUUCAAUGGAAUGUUUAUUUAUCUUUUUAUAUUUUUGAAACUGUGUAAAGAAAAAAUGUUAAUAAAAAUAAUUUAAUGAAGUUUGUGGAAAAUGACACUUUAAAAUGUUAUAUUAUUAAAAAUAUGAAAGACUGAAUGUGAAUGCUAUCUUACCAGAACAACACUUCCCCAUUGCAGAUAGGAUGAAAAAAAUAAAACAAUAAAAAACAAAAUUACCAAAAAAGUCAAAUUUGAAGAAAAAAAUCUAAAGAAAACAUCAUCAAAAAAUCAAUAAAAAUCACAAAAGCUUCUGCUGUAUUUUUUAAA
Anguilla anguilla (European eel) is the source of this 14293-nucleotide messenger RNA. Its product is annotated as potassium voltage-gated channel subfamily C member 1-like. The coding region runs from base 969 to 2888 and encodes 639 amino acids. The transcript is spliced from 7 exons. Gene Ontology annotation, biological process: potassium ion transmembrane transport; protein homooligomerization. Gene Ontology annotation, cellular component: axon; dendrite membrane; voltage-gated potassium channel complex. Gene Ontology annotation, molecular function: protein binding; delayed rectifier potassium channel activity. NCBI's taxonomy places the organism in Eukaryota, Metazoa, Chordata, Actinopteri, Anguilliformes, Anguillidae. The record is from RefSeq and is a predicted model, not a curated record.